AUGAAAGGCUCUUCUCUCGGCAUUCUCGCCAUCCUCCUUCAGGCGUAUGCUGCAUACGGCAGGAAAGUCGAGCCAGACGAAGUCGGCGCACCGGGAAAAGAGCCCUAUGUCGAGGGACAUAGUGUCCGGUGGGGAACCGGCCGUUAUCGCGGGAGCUAUCACUGCGAAGAAAACGAGACCCCCUUUAUCACUCCAGACAAAAAGCACGCCACUUGUUGUCUGGAGGGAGAAAGCCUCAAAGGGUCUGCGGACACUGAAUGGCACUGCUGCGCGGAGGGCCAUGACGUGACCGGCUCUGCGGAUGUUGGAUAUGAGUGCUGUGUGAAAGGCUCCGUCUAUGACGGCGAGAUGUGCAAGAGAGCAGAGAAGUGUCCCAAUGGCCAAGAGAUGGUCGACGGAAAGUGCCAGUGCCCUAAGGGCCAGACCAUGGCCGACGACGGCACCUGCAAGCCCGUCAAAGCUGCCAAGUGUGACUCUGGUUUGAAGACAGGCAAAUGCUACUUCCUCACUGGAAGGUCGGAGAAUUAUUUGACUUUCAACGGCGGCCAGUACUCUGAAACCAAGCUGAGCAAGUAUAUCCGGCCUGCAAAAUUCCAACUUUGCAAGGAUGAAAAGUGCACGCCAGGCCUGCCGGUCAAUCCAAGCGACGAAGUCAAAAUCAAGGACCUUCAUGGCAGUCUGCCUUACGCAACCGAUGCCAACCAAUGGGUGGACAAUAAACAGAAUGGUGCCCACAUCGGCAAGACUCCUGACUAUGAAAAGGCUGGGAACUUCUCGUUCACCAAGUGGCCCUGUGGCAAAUAUUGCCUUACAGGGUUCAACCAGGGUCUUUCACAAGCUUGUCCAGACGUCAGCCCGGGUAUCUCCUUCGACAACAAGGCAACCGACUCGUGCAUUGAAUUCGAACUCCUUGAGGUUCCAUGUGAUAUCCGCGCCGACAAGAACAAUUGCAUCUGGAAGAACAGCAAGAACCAAUGCUGUGGCAAGAUCGACUGUUCUGCCGAGGAAGAAACCGAGGAAGGUACGAAGCCCUAUUGCCCGACGCAAGAUGGCACGACUCGUGUCUUCAAUGGGAUUGAAUUUGACGUUAUUUGUGGAAAGGCAUAUAGCACAAACACGGACAUGAUCACGGUUCGAAAGGAUGUGACCGAUCCAGAGACAUGCUAUAAAGAGUGUGCUGCGAAUCCGAAGUGUCAAGGUGCCAAUUGGAGAUUCAGCAAGAACUACUGCUCUCACCAUCCUUAUUACGAAGAUCAACCGAAGACUCAAAAUGCUGGAGAGGACUGGGUGACCUUCCGUCCCACGGAGAAGCGCUAG
Messenger RNA from Penicillium mononematosum, 1317 nucleotides. Its product is annotated as cysteine-rich secreted protein. The record is from RefSeq and is a predicted model, not a curated record. Bases 1 to 1317 code for a protein of 438 amino acids. The transcript is spliced from 2 exons. Lineage: Eukaryota; Fungi; Ascomycota; Eurotiomycetes; Eurotiales; Aspergillaceae.